This is a messenger RNA of Bactrocera oleae (olive fruit fly), 4598 nucleotides long. The record is from RefSeq and is a predicted model, not a curated record. Lineage: Eukaryota; Metazoa; Arthropoda; Insecta; Diptera; Tephritidae.
UUGUUACUUUUUUCUGCCGAAAAUUUAAAUAUUAUACGUAUAGGUAAUUAGUUUCACAAUUACCCUUAACAACUAUUGUAAACUAAUUAAAAUAAACCUUACGUGCGUAUAUGCAUACAAACAAAUAUAUACGAAUAUGUAUAUAUACAUAUAUACAUACAUGUACAUAAAUUUAUGAAUAUAGGUAUAUGUAGGCAGAGGAACUAUUUAAAAAUGAUUAAGAUUAGUAAAUUUCACCAGACAAUCAAUUUUCAAUUCGUUACUAUUUAUAAAAAAUGUAUCACGAUCUAUUCAAAUAUACUUAUAUACACAUAUAUUAAUUUGUAUAUUUGUAUAUGCCAUACAUGGAAUUACGACAUCAUGGUAAUUAGAGUUUAGCAUUUAUUACUCGCGCAAAUUCCCAGAAAUAAUCGCACUCGCUAAUUUGUAAGUGGACUUGUAAUGUACUAGUAAUUGGCACUGCUUUAUAUGCCUGGCGGUUACGUUUUCAACAAACUAAAAUUAAAAUCAUUCGAAUGCGGUUAAAUUUGCUUUCCAAUUUGUACUAGCAUGUUCAUUAAUAGAAAAUGUGAAUCUUAAGUGCUUAUAUUCAUAACCGUUAUUUUUUCAGCUGUGGUAAAAAUGUCGCCAAAUUUUCGUUACUUAUUUGAGGUAAAGUUUGAAUAAUGUUCUCGCAAAUAUGGUAUAGCGCCAGGUCGUCUUUUUCACUGUGUUUGCCAACUUGACGGCCAAUCAAUACUUAGAUUAGACACAAAGGUGUAAGGCUUUGCUAUUAACAAUAUUUUCUUUUUGUUUUAACUUUGUUUGCUAAUGAAAUAAUCUCCGCUUCAAUCUUUUAAAAUGGUCAGCUUGGCGUAUGAGUAACUUUUCUUAGUUUCAGCGUUAGGUAAACGAAAAUUGGAAUAUACAUAUGUACAUACAAAUAUGUAUAUAUACAUAUCUGUAAACACAACAUAUUCAUGAAUUGGAAAUACGAAGUUUACAAUGUUCGAGAAUUUAAAUUGCUGGUCCAAACGUUCGUAGCCUUGGUAAAUUUAAAAUUUCUUACUCCUUUACAGCCAUAAUUGAAACAUGCCUUCAUUCAGAAUCAGAAUAUGAAUUUGAGAGAGAGCAGUGUUUUCAGCUCUCCGAAUUUAAUUCCGUCGAAAGUUUAAAAAAAUUAUGAACGAAUUACACUCAGAAAACGUAAAAUCUAGUGUUUAUAUACCAUAUGUUUUUUCACGUUAGUGGCCACAUCAAUUACAUGUGUUUUGAUAAACACAUACAUGUGUACAAAUACAUAUAUAUGCCUGCGAUUAUUAGGGUGAUUCAUACAAAUUGAACAUUGUGAAUUUUAGAGUUUUAGAAAAUCAUCAAGCAGUUACAACAAAUAACUGUUUUAUACUGCUACUAUCUGGAUUUGUCAAGAAUUGCCCAUGCUGAAUAAUAGUGAUCACGUUAUAAUUAGUCGCAAACCUCAAAGACGUCAUAAAGUUGUUGCAAUUUCUAAAAGACUAAUAUGAAUCACCCUAAUACGACCGUACAUCAUAGAUAUACCAUACAAUUUACACAUUCCGAUAAAUUUUAAAUUGUAUAUACGAGUAUGAUCAACAACGGCACUUGAGCGUUUACAAUACGUGUCGGACUUACUUGAAUAGAGUGAACAGAGUCAACGUACCAGGAAACAAAGAUUUCAAUUCGCUCCCCGCUACUCAUGUUAUAGUUUUACGCUUUCUUAUAUACUUGUGCACUUGAACAUGUCUAUCAGCGAUAAAUGGAUAUUUUUGCGAUUCCCCAGUGAAAAUAAACCAUCACACAACCCUCCAGUCACUUGUACCUCAUUAGCACAAAGGUGAUAUCACAAAUCGCACAGAGAGGCGAACUCGCCAAUCGACUAUUUGACCAGUUCGCCGAAUAAUCGGUUGGCUUGCUGCAUGAUUGCUUGUUUCGCUACUAAUUUGCCCAUCCGCCAGCGAGUGGUUCUCCGGCUCAUUGUUCGAUUUGUCAACUUUUGAGUAAAGUUUUUCGAAAAUCCAACCAUCGCAUUUAGUAGUAAAUUCGCUGAGCGCUGUUAAUGCGGUUUUACGACGGCGCAUUGUGACGAACACGAAUGCCUCUGAUAACGCACAUAUCGCGACAAUGACGUUUCGAUUGUGUUCAACUUUUUUCAUCAUAAAUAAUUGAUUUCGCGGCGAACGCGGUAGAGUCUUCAUUGUCGCAAAUUCAUAAAACUGUUGGAAACAAAGCAAACAACAAUAAAGAGAAAAAGUGUGUCAAUAAGAUAUAAGCAAUUUGAGCAAAGAAAGCAUUGCAUAUAAACACGAAGUGAAAUCAGUGCGGAACGAGUGAGGAAUAUGAGCUAAAAAUAGUUAUUAGUGACGUCACAUUCAAUAAUGUGCAUUCGGCUGUUAAUCAUGACACAUAAAAAACUGUGGAAAUUCUAAAACGCCCCAUUCUUCACUUUAAUCAACAUAUUGUAUAAUUUGCAAAAUAAAGUAUACGGCAGCAAAAAUCGAAUAAGUUGCCCCUGUAGGAGAGGUUUAACUCACUGUACAAGCACAACCAUAAGGUGACUUUAGAACUGCAACUGCAGCUGUAGACACCAGAAGUCAGUCCAUGAGCAUUAUUAAUUAUUUUAUUUAAAUUUAUAUAUUAUUCUCCGAAUUAACUCAAGAAAUAAGAAAAGGGAAUUGUAAAAUGUUAAAUAUAUAAAACGGUUGUUAAUUCAUUUUCUUUAUAAUUAAUCACCGUACUUUUCAAGUCAAAUUGACCGUUUAUUGGAUAUACUUGUAGGUACAUUUUUUGCUUGCUUUUUACAACAGUAGGAAAUUAUAACAAAAAGAAAUAUUAAAAAAAUGAUACGGCAGUUGUAACAAUUGCCAAGGUUCUGUUUUUUCGUCAUUUAAUUUGACAUAAUGAGAACUGUGCUCCACAGGUUAAACCCAUUACAUUUCAUUAAAUUCAUUAAGCAUUUCCGGCGAGCGUUUCUUAUUUGUAUGCACUUACAUAUACAUUUUUAGAAAUGAAUGUGAGUAAUAAGUGUUGAACUGACUUCUUUUGCGAACCACACGUUCUUAUUGAAACAUGACGAAUGUGGAAACACUAAAGUGCUUAUCAAAUAAUGUGUGCAGUGCUAAAUUUGCUGGCCGCCAACGCUGCAUGUCAUUGCAAUAAAUAGCAAUUAAAAAUUAACAUUUUGAAUAACUGCAUGUGCAAUUAUCAUAAAAAAUAAAAAUAAAAUAUUUGUAAACAUAUAAAUGACAUUUUUAUGAACAGCUGAGAAAAGUUGAGCAAAAACACGUUUAUAUUCCCACUUGUUGCGCACCGGAGAAAUAUUCAACAUACAGAUUCUAUGUGCAGAGCAAAAUAUAUGUAAAAGGAAUUGAUCGGUUGAUCUAAAUAAAUAACGCUAAAUUUAUAAAUUUUCUGCCGGAAAUGCCACAAGCGUAAACAAAAUGAAACUGCUGUUGAAAGUGAACUCAGAAAAAGCUCGUAAACGCUACGGCGGCUCUGCUAAUUUGCCCGCCACCCCCGCAGCGCCUGCGACGAUCGCCACAACAAGACGAAUCAACCAAAAUAGGAGUAAUGUAACUACCUCAAUCUUCCAAAAGCUUUCCAUAUCCUCCAAGCUACUGUUGCUGCUCAUUGUUGUCGUUAUAAUUGUGGCCGUAGUGAUUAUUUACAUUCAGAUACAGCAAAGUAACAAGCAGCAGCUCGGGCCCAUAGUGUUUGGCAAUACCUAUGAGCAUGGCACAUUUCCGAAUUUAGGAAAUGGACAUCUGGUGAUAGACCGCGAGCAAUGGGGUGCCUCGGAGUUGUCGAAAACCCUAACAGCACCACUAAAACAUCCGAUACCAUAUGUUAUAAUAACGCACAUUGGCGUCCAGUCGAAACCUUGCGAAACGGUGUACAAAUGCUCAAUUAAAAUGCGUACCAUACAAGAUUCGGCGAUUGCGGAAAAAAACUUACCCGACAUACAGGCGAAUUUUUAUGUUGGAGACGAUGGCAAUAUUUAUGUGGGACGUGGUUGGGACUAUGCAAACACUUACGCGAACGACACUUUGGCGGUUACCUUUAUGGGUGAUUACGGACGCUACGAACCAAGCCAAAAGCAAUUGGAGGCGGCCCAAUAUCUACUAUCCUAUGCUAUCGCCAAUAAGUACAUUGAGCUGGGCUAUAAGUUAGUGGCGCAAAACCAGACAAAGGUCACAAAGAGUCCGGGUGCCAAUGUUUAUCGUCACAUCAAAAAGUGGCCCCACUUUUAUCCUUGUGGUAUUGGUGACAAUCUGAGGUGCGGCGUUGAGCUGAACAUGCCAGAUGUUUGGGAUGGAAAAAUGUGAAUACUAUCAACAGCACUAUGACAACUCUACGAAUAAAUAGCAUAAGUAACAGUAAUUAUAAAAUAAGUAAGAGAUACCAGUUCUAUAGCAUAUAAUGUGUAUAAAAUGAGAUUGGUUUUUACGAAAGAUUUCUACGCAAGGAUAUUAUUUUCUGUUAUAUUUAUCACAUAUCGUACAAAAUAAUCUUUUGUCUAUUACCUAAUACUUCCACAAAUGUUUAGCUUUUAGUUGAACAUGAUAUUUGUACACAAGUUAGAAUAAAAAUAUUUAAACAAUCUA